This is a messenger RNA of Dissoconium aciculare CBS 342.82, 423 nucleotides long. RefSeq lists its product as uncharacterized. NCBI's taxonomy places the organism in Eukaryota, Fungi, Ascomycota, Dothideomycetes, Mycosphaerellales, Dissoconiaceae. The record is from RefSeq and is a predicted model, not a curated record. The annotation marks the transcript as partial. The transcript has 2 exons.
GACGCGAGCAGCGAGCAAGAUAGUGAUCUCUUCAUCCAGGUCGACAAGGCCGAAGAACUCAAGAAAGCGGCAACGGAGAAGGACGGCAAACUCGUCCUGACCGUGACCAACAGCUUCUUGCAUGGCCAAGCCAAGGACGGCAAGAAACGAUGGCUCGUCUACCACGACCAAUCACGAAACCCAUUCCAGCACCGAUUUCACCAAGGCAUCCUCAAGAAGUACAUCCGGCUCGGCACGGAUACUGCCAGCAAGAUGGGAUUCUACGAUCUCACAGGAGUCACGGAUAUGGGUGCGGGCCUGAUCGGCGACCCGCUUAGAAAGAUGUAAUAACAAGUAGAAGAUGUUCAAUUUCCACGCAAAAUGAGAGUUCGAUAUUCCGAAUCCCUCACAUCCAGUGAAAUUUCCUGCCACCUCGCAUCAGCG